Messenger RNA from Cryptomeria japonica (Japanese cedar), 1598 nucleotides. Its product is annotated as ras-related protein Rab2BV-like. Lineage: Eukaryota; Viridiplantae; Streptophyta; Pinopsida; Cupressales; Cupressaceae. Gene Ontology annotation, molecular function: GTPase activity; GTP binding. Bases 542 to 1195 code for a protein of 217 amino acids. Gene Ontology annotation, cellular component: endosome. The transcript has 2 exons. The record is from RefSeq and is a predicted model, not a curated record.
CAAGUUUGUGAUGUCUUUCAAACGAAGCUAAGGCAGAGUAGAUUCAAUUACAGUAGAAGACAGGAGUCAUAAUUCCUCACAAGAAUAUAGUUUUUGUUUUUAUGUCAUGCUCCAGCACUGUGAAUUUGACAAAACACCACAUAACCCACUUUGCAAUCAAUUUUGCGUUUGCGAUGGAGGAAAUGUGGGUUUUAAGGAAAUUUCGUUUUCAUGCUAAUAGGAAGGCAUCCGUUCGGUCUAACUAAAUUGUGAAGAAAUCUCAUUCUGAGAAUGUAUUGGAGACCCCUAUUUGUUUUUGUUUACCCAGUAGUCAAUUGAUUUUGUUGAUUCUGGGGUUGUGGGUUUUGAGAAAAUCUUAUUCUCAGGGUGUUUAGGAGAUGCCCAUUUGUUACUUUUGCAUCAUAACCGACACUGCUUCUGAUCACUCUUGAUUUGUGGGUUUCGAUGAAUUCUGAUUCUCAUAGAAUUUAGAGAAGGCCCAUUUGCUCUGUUUGCCCUGUGAUCAAUUUUUUUAUAAUUGGCUUUGGGAUAAAUUUUGAAAAUGGCACACAAAGUUGAUGAUGAGUAUGAUUACUUGUUCAAGGUGGUAUUGAUUGGAGAUUCAGGAGUGGGAAAAUCUAAUCUUUUGUCAAGGUUUAGUCGCAAUGAAUUCUACUUGGAUUCCAAGUCUACCAUUGGUGUAGAAUUUGCAACAAAAACAAUUCAGAUAGAUGAUAAGACAAUUAAGGCACAGAUAUGGGAUACAGCGGGUCAGGAAAGAUAUAGAGCAAUCACAAGUGCUUAUUAUAGAGGUGCUUUGGGAGCCUUGCUGGUUUAUGAUAUUACGAAGAAUUCUAGUUUUGAUAAUGUGAAGCGGUGGCUACGUGAGCUUAGAGAUCACGCCGAUUCAAACAUUGUUAUCUUAAUGGCAGGCAAUAAAUCUGACUUGAAUCAUCUACGAGAUGUGUCAGCAGAUGAUGCACAGAUAUUUGCUGAAAAGGAGGGCCUCUCUUUUAUUGAAACCUCUGCCCUGCAGUCUACAAAUGUUGAGAAAGCCUUUCAAUCAGUUCUUACAGAAAUAUACCAUAUAGUUAGCAAGAAGUCACUUGCAGCAGCAGAGGGGUCCUCCAGUGGGCCUGGUCAAGGGACUGCGAUUAAUUUUGAGGAUACUGGAGUUACUGGAGCGAUUCUUAAAAAGAAAAGCUGUUGCUCUUAAGUGAUGCUGCAUGCAUUAUUUGUUUCCAUCAUUUCCUAACUUCUGACAGGUUAUGUGAAUUAGGUAGGCCAUUGUAAAGUCGAGAUUCUGAUGCGUGUUGUCUGGUUUUCUUAUGUUAAACUAAUAUUUAUUAGCCAAGGUUUUCUGUCUAUUGUGUCUUAGAUUAGUGUUGUUCUUUUUAAGCUCUGGGCAGAGUGGCCUCUUUGCAAGCAGUUUAGAGGGACACCUUGCAUGUCACUGAGACUACACUAAGUGUGCUCAACUAAUUGUCAUGAGCUUAUAGCCAGCCUACAAUUGGUUUAGGUUCAUUUUUUAUCUGACAUUGUGCUUUAAGGUCAUACAUACAUUUAACAGUUAAAUAUAGAGAAUAAAAAUUGUAGUGGUGUACAAAUGUUUAAAGUUA